ACUGACAAAAUUCGUUGAUAUUCCUCGAUUUUGAUGUUCGGUUUAAUAUUACUGGCUAGUUAGCCCUCACAGCGCUAAACAAAUAAUUUUAACCGAAUCAUCAAUAAAUUUUCUACAAGAUUGGCUUGUACUUACUGUUCAUUCAUCGUAUACUAUUAACUUUCCAGUGCUCCUGCCUUUGACCCAACAGCAACAACAAUCUUUGUCGGGUUGCAAGAAAUGUAAACAACAAACAGAAACGCACGUACAUAUAUGUUUAGAAUGCGGACUAGCUACAAGAAGCAUCGACCCUUCGAUUUUAAACUAAUUGAUCUCGUUGAGCCCCAGUCGGUGCUUUACAAGCGCUCGGGUCUCUCGAACUACGAUGUCAUGAAGGCCAAAACGGAGAUUUGGGCGCAAAUAGCAAAGAUCAUGGGCUGCGAUGUUGACUUUUGCCUGAUGCGCUGGAAUAAUCUGCACUACCAGUUUCGCAAGGAAUUCCGGCGGGCGGACACCAAGGGCUCCAGUUGGCCGUACCUUGAACGCCUGAGCUUUCUGGCAAAUAUCCGACCGAGCAGCGCGAGGAGCAAGGCCAAGGCCACUGCAGAGGCCAUGGCCACACCAUCGCCAGACGAUCCGAUGUCCACGCAAGCCAAUGAUGCGCCAAUAGUCGAGUGGGAGGAGUACAAAGAUGGCAGCGGCAUGCAGCUCGAAAAUGCGUUCAUAAUCGAAGAGAUUAUUGAGGAAGGGGAGGCCGGCGAUGAAAUCAUCUAUGAAGAUAUGGAGGAGCAGAAUCCGCCCACCAGCAGCACUGAGAGGAAAGUCGCCCCCAUUUGCCCAAGCAGCUAUUUCCUCAAAAUGGACGAAGUACUCGAGCAGCUCAAGGAGCCGCAGCGCCAGCGCGCUGAGCGGCGGAUCAUGGCCUUUCUUCUGAAGUGUCAGCUCCGCGCAUUGCACAAUCAGCCCGUGGAUGAUUUGGUUAUUUAGUUUAUAAGCUUGCUACACACUCUCAACUAUAUCAAAAAAAAAGAAAGAAAACAAACAGAAAACACUAAAAUUACA
Messenger RNA from Drosophila obscura, 1041 nucleotides. RefSeq lists its product as uncharacterized. The record is from RefSeq and is a predicted model, not a curated record. Gene Ontology annotation, cellular component: nucleus; transcription regulator complex. Gene Ontology annotation, biological process: regulation of transcription by RNA polymerase II. NCBI's taxonomy places the organism in Eukaryota, Metazoa, Arthropoda, Insecta, Diptera, Drosophilidae. The coding region runs from base 253 to 966 and encodes 237 amino acids. The transcript has 2 exons.